GCCGGUAUACGGUACCGGUGUGUGUCGCGCUUGCUUAACUUUUUGCCUGAUUUUUUUCGACCACCGAGCUUAAGUUAGCCUCGCCUGCUGCUAGUUUCACUGGCUCUGCAUCAUUAUCAGGGAUCAAUUCGUGGAGAUUUAUUCUGACAAAUUGUUUAAAUCCACAGAUCUCCAGAUUUCUGGAUCAGCUGUCCAGCUUGUAUGAGGAGUGUAACUAACAUCCAUCAAAAUGGGCCUAUUCAGUAAAAGAGGCAGUCUAAAUCUCUCAAAGGCCGAAGCAUCCAACCAGGUCCAAGACCAGAUUGAUCCAAACUUUGAGAAGCCGGACAAUCGUUUGGACACCUGGGCAUACACUGUUGAAGAUGAAGACACGUUGGAGACGGAGCUCUCCCUCGGAAACAGCCAUCGUGUUGUUCAGGAUGGCGACGAUGAUCCACCAGGUUGGUCCGGGAUGCAAGCCUCGAUGGAUGAUGCGGGGAGUAUGAACUUUAUCCCUGGCAUAGCAACUGACCCAAAAGGCGCAAUCACAGACUUUGAUGACGGCGGCAAAGGGUGUUGCGCCAACUGCCGAUACUCCUGCAGAAUAGCUUUCAGACCCUGCACCACCAAGCACAACCCUCUUCCGCACAACCCUUCCAGGUGGAGACGUUUCAAGUUUGCUUUUCUCUGCCCUCCUCAUGGUACUGUUGGCAGGACUGUGACUUAUCUGAUACUUGUGUUGCUGCUGUGGGCAGUUAUGUUCACCAUAACAGGGGCUGAAGCGUUACCGGGCGGCAAUCUUUUCGGAAUAUAUGUACUUGUUAUCAGCAGUAUCGUUCUAGGGCUGUUGGUGAACAAAAUUCUUAGGCUUCCAGCCCUUUUAGGCAUGCUAGCUGCUGGUUUCAUUCUUAAGAAUGUCCAAGCGAUCGACAUAGCCAACGACAUUUCCCGCGAAUGGGCCAGCGCUCUUCGUAGCAUCGCCCUUGUGGUAAUCCUCCUACGUGCUGGACUUGGUAUCAACGCCAAGGCUCUUCGAAGGCUUAGUUUCGUGUGCGCCAGGCUCUCCUUCGUACCGUCUAUCUUGGAGGCAACGAUCGUAGCUGUCGCCUCUCACUUUUUCCUGGAUUUCCCCUGGGAGUGGGCUUUCAUGUUGGGGUUUGUCUUGGCUGCUGUUUCUCCUGCUGUGGUGGUUCCAUGUCUCCUGGUCCUGCAGAAGGGAGGCUAUGGUUCCAGGAAAGGCAUCCCGACCCUCACCAUAGCUUCCUGUAGCCUGGACAACGUCCUGUGCAUCAGUGCUUUCGGAGUUGCCAUGGGGAUAUCUUUCUCAUCAGGUAGUCUCAUUUUGAAGAUUUUCCAGGGUCCUUUGGAGGUUGUUAUAGGUGUUUGUUUUGGAGUAUUUGCUGGUGUUCUACUCUGGUUCAUUCCAAGCAAAGACAUGAAAACCCUGACGAAUCUUCGGUUUCUGUUCCUGUUCUGUGGUGGUUUGUUUGCCGUGUUUGGUAGCACCGCAGCAUCCUUCCCCGGGGCUGGAGCGCUGGGAUGUCUCACCCUUGCUUUCAUGGCUGCUCUAGGUUGGAAGGACGAGAAGGUCGCAGUUGGAAAUCUGAUUGGUGUGGUCUGGUGGCUGUUUGAACCAAUCCUAUUUGGUCUCAUCGGAGCAGAGGUUGCCCUCGAAUAUUUAGACGGACAGACAGUGGGUCUUGGAAUAGCCACUCUUAUCCUGGGAUUAGUGAUUCGUAUUGCAGCAACUUGGCUGUCUGUUCUUGGAGCUGACUUCAACAAAAGAGAGAAGCUCUUCAUGAUCUUUGCUUGGUUCCCAAAGGCUACUGUCCAGGCUGCAUUGGGACCAUUAGCCCUUGAUGAAGUCAUGAAGCAAGGCAUAGUGGAUGAAACAGAUGAAGCAAACCAACUCAGAGGAAUACAACUCUUGACCAUUGCCGUGUUGAGCAUCCUGAUCACAGCACCCAUUGGUGCCAUCCUCGUCACGCUCUGCGGCCCAAAACUCCUGGAGAAAGAGACUAGACCCUCGACAGUCAGCCACCCAUCAGGGGAGCUGGGGGCGGGGCCAGGGGAUGAAAGGGAGGAGCUUGGCGCGAGGCAGAGGCUAACAGCCGAGGAGCAAUACUAACCCUGGUCAAGUGAGAGAUUGAUCCAGGUAAUGAAUUGUUUGCAUGCAUCAUCCAUCUGUUAUCUGUUUAAUCACCAUGCGUUCAUCAAGGCAUUUUUAUCCUCAGUGCCGCCUUCAACCCAGGACUUAAAUGGGAAACCGGGGCCGGUAACACAAAAUUUAGCAAUGAUCAUAGAACUUUUUCCUUCGAUUGAUUCCAUUGCCUACAAUGUACAAUCAAUUAAGGGUAUGAUCAAUCGCUAACCUUUGUGUUACAGGACCCUGGUGUAGAAAGCAGCAAUGAAGUGAUUUUAAGGCAUGCUUUUCAUCCAUUGUUAUUCCAUCAAUUGGAAGUUUUUGAGGAUUGAGUUUGAUUCCAGUGUUCCAUUUCCACUGUUACAGUACCAAGUAGCAUUUUUUUUUACUUGCUUUGACACUCUUAGAAACAAUACAUCAGAUAUGUUUGACGGAAUAUCUCUGCUUUUCAGUCUAUUUUCUUUUCUAUUUGAGAUAUAUGAUUAUUUUUAUAUUAUUAUUUUUUGAAUGAGUACCCUUAUUUCAAACAAAAAGCGAUGUUGUGUUUGUCCAUCAUAACGGUAAUCACAUACAUGUAUGAGAUGAUGAUGUCAGUCAAAUGCUUAGAGAAUGAACUUUAGGAUUGUGAUAGAUCAAACAUUUCCAAUGGAGCUUCGAAAGUGGGAAUCUGUACGUUGCAAAUAGAAAAUACUAAAAUCUAUUUGAGGAAAAAUCAACGCUGCCUUGUGAUUAUCCAUCAACUACAUAUCAUGAUACAAUUAUUUGUUAUAAGCUAUUGAAAUCCCUGCAUCUGAUUGGCUCAUAACGGAAUCGACAGUGAAAGCCACCUCAGUCAUCCUCCCUUCCUUUUCUUUCUCUCUUUCUUUGUGACCUGACUUAAUUAUUUCAUGAGAUACUCUCUUGUAAAUACCUUAUUCACUCAGAUGAGAUUGAUGCAGGGAAACUAGACCCUACAAUCUUCAAUAAAAGAGGGCAGUAAUCAUUUUAACUACACGUGCUCUCAUAUAAGAGUAGAGUUACGAGAACUUGUUCAGGCUAAAAAGUACCAGACAAUUAUUUUCCGCGUUCAUAUCGUCCCGAAGCACACCCUUUCGGGGUAAGUUCCCGAAGUUCUGAGCAAGCGCAGUAAAUAGUCUGAUUAGCAGGUGAGGCAAAGGCACUAAUGCUCAUCUGAUCGCUGGAUGGAGAAAGUUCCUGUAAUUUGCUUUCACACUUCCAAAAUCCCCACAACGAUGGAAAAAUCCCUAUGAAAAUUAUUGUAUAAUUUUGGCAAGUACCUACUAUUUAGCAGGUAUUUUUUGGGGGGGAUAUUACAAGUAACUUGCAAUCACAUUGGCAAAAAAACUAUUUUCUGAUCGGGGUUGAUCAGGGCAAAUUCCCCAAUCAGAGAAUACCUGGAACUGACAAACUUUGAGCCGUUUUGAAAACGCCUUAUGAUACCCAGGAUAUAAGACCAUUUUUGUCUGUUUAUGUUGUCAGAUCUGAGAACUUCCCUUGAUUUUAACUGGCUGAGAAGCGCUCUUACUAUGGUAACUGUCAAAUAAAAUGGGACUUGUCGGAUAAAACGUCCUCUUAUAAAAUGCUCCCCUGGCUUUGUCCAACUUCCGAUGAGAAUGCAUUGCAAUGUAUUGGUUCAUCUGUUCAUUUCCUAAAAUGUACUGUAUGAACUCUCCAACUAAUUUUAAAAUCUCUGUGUGUACAACUUUUGUAUUUACAUCUAAACCUUAGUUUUGUUGUUCUUACAUGUAUUUUUCUCAUUGUACAUAAUAUUCAUGAGCAAUUUUUAUUUUGACAAGCCAUGUCAACCUCAUUCAAUGUUUUCUUAUAAAGUGUAUUCAUUGUUUCAACUUAUGUUCAGUAUUGUUACCACACAUACUUGUACAUACAUGUAUGUAUAUAUAUACUCUUGUAUUACAAGGAUUCAUUUUCAAAUGAUCAUUGUGUUUUAUGAUGUGUAUGUACAUAUAUAUGUCGUGUAUGAGAAUGCAAUAUCUUAUAUUCUGUUAUUGUGCAAGUGUAUUUUCAAUUUAUGAGUCUUCAUAAUGAGAUCGGCUAUUGUGUAUUGAAGUCUUUCUUGAAAGGAUCUAUUUCUUUCUUUCUCUAGUAGAAUGAAUGCUUCUAUGUCUAAUACCUAUCAUGAACUUUGUAAUUCUAAUUCACAUCUAUCUUUUAAGACAUAAACAUGCAAUACAAUUUAAGAAAUAAGUGCUUUACCCUGUGGCGUGGAAAAUAUACGGUUAGUUUUACGAGUUUUUUCCCUUAUAUUAUCAGACUCAAGUUAUGAUCUAUUAUUUUUGCAAUAUAAUCAACACCAUCAAUCAAGUUAAAUACCUUCAUGUAAGUAAUUAACAUCAUGUUGUGUUGGUAAAUCAGUAAAAUUUGAUUACUGCCUUAUUUGGAAAGAAAAUAAAGCCUGUGUUUUUUACAUGGUAUAUAUUUUGGAAAUACAUGUAGUUUUAAAAUUCUCUCAAAAUAUAUAUUUUUUUAAUUCAGCCAUAUUAGAAUUAAAUAGAUUUUGCAUUUUGGAAUUUGAUUUUGGGGUGUUGGAGUGAUUUUUAAAUUACAUAUAUAGAGGAAGAUGACAAAUGCAAGACUUUGUUAAUGGAUGAAAAAGAGUUACAAAAGGUUAGAAAUUGAGGUGGUUGCAGAAAGAUCUCCAACACCAAGCCAUUAAGGCAGGGGUGUGGUUGAAAGUACAAGAAUGGACCUGUAAGGAGCUCCAUGGUAGUAGACUCCAAUUUAAAAAUGUGUAUACUGCCAUCUAGUGGUUGAAUCUGUACAUUCUUGCCAGGAAUGAGUGAUGUGUUUUUUAGUGUAUGAUGGAUGGUGGUUUUGGAACGAAGUGACAGGCAGAAUUCCAGCUAUGCUACUGCGGCUCUUUAAUAUGCCAACAGGCUCUAGCUAUGUUUAGAUUCUCUGUAAUCUGAAGAAAAUGAUGGCUUUUUGAGUACUACCAAAUGUUCAUUCAGCUGUCGUCUGCAACCCCCCCCCCCCCCCAUCGCGUAUUCAUUUUGAAGUGAUGGAGAAUCUGUUAUUGAGCGGCAGUUUGAGAGUUGCAAUCUGUGUAGUAAUAUACCAUGGAGACAGGUUGGACAUAGUAUCAUUAAUAUGAUUUUCUUAAAAAGUACUAAUUUCCAUGUUCUUAUUUUUCGUUUUGUUAAUAAUAGCUUCAUUGUUUUUAUUUGUGAUUCGGCCAGUCUGCACUUCAUUUGUCUUUCAACUUUUAAGUGAUAGUGAAUGAAAACAAUAUCAUUAUUGACAAAAUUAAUCAUAAUGUUUCACAUAACAGAUAUACAUUGUAUUUGGAUAUAUAUUUUUAGUAAUAUACUUGGUGUUCCCUUGUAUUUAGGCCUACAUUGUAAUAAUAAAUUAUUACGGAUCAGGUGGAAUAACAGUUAACAGUGUACAUAAAAAAUAUGUUUUUAUUUCGUCCAUCACAUACAUGUUCUUGCUUCUAAAUGCUUUUCUUUCAUCUCUUCGGAAGUUCCUUUGAUCAUUUUAUCAUUUUGCAUUUCUUUUCAAGAUAAUUCCAAGGCAUAACCUCAAUUCAUCAAGCCCCUCCCCCUGAAGUCCGGUAAAAGAUAAAGUGAUGUGUGUAUAUUUUUUAUUACGGUACUUCAAAACAGGGUUUUACUUUCUACCAAAAUAUUUUUCAUGGCUUCAUUAAGAUAUCUAUUCAGUUUUACAAAAUAUAUCACAAUCCCUGAACUGCAUUCUUUGUUUAAUAUCAGUUUCAAGCAACACAACACUUCUAUUGUGGAAGAAAUGAAAACAAUAACUAUGUGAGCGUUCAAGUUCUUUUCAUGUUACGUGUUACAUUUAAAAAAAAGGAAAAAAAAUUCCCAGCAAAGGAUUGGUUCAAGCUGUGACCCGGAAAAUCUGAAUUCUUUUGGCCAAAUAUUUCUAUGUAUUCCCACCCAUGCAUUUCUGUGUACAGUGCUUGCGACUCUCUACAGGAAGCAGUAUGAUCAUGUACAAUGAUUUAUUUGAUCGUUUUCUCCUUUUCCAGUUUCUGUUAUGUUCCCUUCCCACCACCAGGUGUUUCAAUUUUAUUUUUGCCAGAGCUAAAAUAGUCAAAUUUUAUAUAUUUUGUUGUGAAGAUUCAUGGUAUAAUAUAUGUAUUUUCUGUUGUGAUGUGUGCUUUGAACAUAAAGGUAUCAUUCCAUAGUACAACAUUUUUGCACAUAUGGUCGAUGUAUGUUUUCAUGACAAUAUUAAUUGAAUAGAUAUUGAUGAUGGAUUUGUUGUAAACCAAUCAUGAUAUCAUUAAUUGAAAUCAUCAGCCAUGCUGCAUUUCAUUUGUGAUUGAUAUAACUACCAACAACUCAGAAAAGA
Molecule: messenger RNA, 6457 nt
Organism: Lytechinus variegatus (green sea urchin)
Lineage: Eukaryota; Metazoa; Echinodermata; Echinoidea; Temnopleuroida; Toxopneustidae
Product: sodium/hydrogen exchanger 9B2-like
Exons: 10
Coding region: 230-2107 (625 amino acids)
Biological process (GO): proton transmembrane transport
Cellular component (GO): membrane
Molecular function (GO): antiporter activity
Source: RefSeq, a predicted model, not a curated record